This is a messenger RNA of Paramisgurnus dabryanus, 1196 nucleotides long. RefSeq lists its product as uncharacterized. NCBI's taxonomy places the organism in Eukaryota, Metazoa, Chordata, Actinopteri, Cypriniformes, Cobitidae. The record is from RefSeq and is a predicted model, not a curated record. Gene Ontology annotation, biological process: DNA integration. Gene Ontology annotation, molecular function: nucleic acid binding.
UUGAAUUAUAUUAUAAACAUUUGUGUAAUACAUGUCUGACUGUUAAAACAUCCUUGUUUUUAGGAAACGUGACUUGUACACCUUCAUUACAAAUGAGGAGUUGGAUAGUAUAGUGGCAGAAAUACACCAGAGAUACCCUAAUGCUGGCUACAAGAUGAUCUUGGGACACAUAAGAUCCAGGGAACUGCGUAUACAAAGAGAAAGGGUUUUAGCAUCAUUAAGACGAGUAGAUCCUGAAGGAAUGGAACUACGCAGGUUACGCCUUAGGACAUCUAGACGCCGACGUUACAGUGUACCAGCUCCCAACCAUUUAUGGCACAUUGAUGGGAAUCAUAAACUUAUUCGAUGGAAAAUUGUUAUCCACGGGGGAAUUGACGGCUAUUCUCGGCUUGUGGUUUACUUAAAAGCUGCUACAAACAACAAGGCUCAAACAGUGCUGCAAAGCUUUCUGUCUGCUGUAGACACAUAUGGUGUUCCCUGUAGAGUGCGUUCUGAUAAGGGGGGAGAAAAUGUAAUGGUUGCCCGCUUCAUGAUACAAACCAGAGGAAUAAAAAGACAUUCACACAUUACAGGAAGAAGUGUGCACAACCAGAGAAUUGAGCGGCUGUGGAGAGAUGUCUUUGACCAAGUAAUAGACCUCUUCUACACUACCUUUCGUCGUAUGGAAGAUGAAGGAUGGCUUAAUCCGGACCAGGAUGUGGACUUGUUUGCCUUGCACUGGACUUACAUGCCACAAAUUCAGAGGCAUCUACAAGAAUUUCAGAGUGCCUGGAAUAGUCACAGUUUAAGAACCGAAGGCAACAGAACUCCUCUGCAGCUCUGGUCAAAUCAUGAGAGGGAUGCUUCAAAUCAGAUUGAUAUUGAUGAAGUCAGGGAAGACCUUCAAGGGCAACCAGCAGAAGGUGUUCAUGUUCCUCAGUUGGAUCUGCCUCGUGGCUUGACUGAAGAAGAGCUGGAAACAUUACCAAACCCAGAUGUACCAUACUCGGAUGCGUUAUCUGUCUACAUGAACACAGUUCUUGCCGUGAAACAAAUGCUUGGUGAAAUUUAAAGGGGUUUAGAAAUUGUUUGUGCAUAUCAGACAGACAAGUUGAAUAAUUAGGAACUAGACUAUGUAACAUGUGGAUUUCAUUUAUUUGUGCACCAACUGGAUAAAAUGCUUUGUUACUGCACAAUAAAAAAGCUGAACAACUGGA